GGAAUUUUGAAAAAGGUAAACAAAAAUUUCCGACUGAAAUUUGUUAAAAACGAUUAAAAACUUAAAAAACUUAAUUUUUUCAAGAAAUUUUUCAAAUUUUUACUUCAAAAAAUCAUUUUUUCUGAAGUAUUAAAAGUGCUGCGAUAAAAAAUCAUCAAAAAAUGGGAGAUGAAAAUGAGAAUUCUUGUGAUAAGUUUGAUGAAGUCAAGCCAGAUAAAAUGUUCACAUUGAAGAAAUGGAAUUCAGUAGCGAUGUGGUCAUGGGAUGUAGAGUGCGAUACUUGCGCAAUUUGUCGUGUUCAAGUAAUGGACGCAUGUUUACGCUGCCAAGCGGAAAGCAAGAAGGAUGUCGGUCGCCAAGAUUGUGUCGUUGUCUGGGGCGAAUGUAACCAUUCCUUCCAUCAUUGCUGUAUGUCGUUAUGGGUGAAGCAAAAUAAUCGUUGUCCAUUAUGUCAACAAGAGUGGUCCAUUCAACGAAUGGGAAAAUAAAAAAAUUCUCUAAAUUAAUUGAAAAUUUCCUCAUUUUUUGUUAUUAUCGGAAAAAUAAAUAAAUUAAA
Culicoides brevitarsis is the source of this 556-nucleotide messenger RNA. It is a transcript of the gene Roc2, whose product is annotated as RING-box protein 2. The record is from RefSeq and is a predicted model, not a curated record. Gene Ontology annotation, cellular component: Cul5-RING ubiquitin ligase complex; nucleus. Lineage: Eukaryota; Metazoa; Arthropoda; Insecta; Diptera; Ceratopogonidae. Gene Ontology annotation, molecular function: cullin family protein binding; ubiquitin protein ligase activity; zinc ion binding. The coding region runs from base 162 to 488 and encodes 108 amino acids. Gene Ontology annotation, biological process: protein ubiquitination; ubiquitin-dependent protein catabolic process. The transcript has 3 exons.